AUGAAGGCAGCACCAGAAGAUCGAAUUUCAUGUGAUAUGAGGUCAAACUUCAACGUGAUGUCUACUAAUUGUUUAAUUUUCACAUCGGGUACAACAGGAAUAACAAUAGUUCUGUCAGAAAGAUUUUUUGCCAGCAGGUUUUUCCAGGAAUGCCGUCAGCACAAUGUCACCAUAAUUCAGUACAUAGGAGAAAUGUGCCACUACUUAGUCAAUAACCCCAAAAGUACAAUUGAUACAGAAAACUCAAUAACGGCUGCCAUUGGAAAUGGACUGAGAAAAGAUAUAUGGAGUGAAUUCCAAAACCGUUUUAAGAUAGAAGAUAUUAUUGAGAUUUAUGGUGCUACUGAACUUUCAUUUGGAUUUGGUAAUUUUUACAAUGCAGAUGGGGGAUAUAAAAACAAAGAAGAAGCAAAUAUAAAGAGAUUCUUAUAUAAUGUAUUUAAAGAUGGGGAUAAAUUCAUCAAUUCGGGUGACUUGCUCUACAUUGACAAGGAUUAUUACAUAUUCUUUUAUGACAGACUUGGCGAUACAUUUAAAUGGAAAGGCGAAAACGUGUCUACUACUGAAGUAGCUAACACUAUAUCUGAGCUAUCAUUUAUAACAGAUACAUGUGUUUAUGGUGUUACGGUGCCAGGUUGUGAGGGAAGAGCUGGGAUGGCAACAAUACAUUUGGUUGAUUCUGACAAUGUAAAACCGACUGACGAAAUGCUUUCUAAAAUAGAGGAACAAUGUAGAACGCAACUAGCAGGAUAUGCUAUUCCAAGAUUCUUAAGAUUUACUCGUUUUCUAGAUAUUACCUCAACUUUCAAACAAAUGAAGACUAUGCUUAAAAGGGAAGGUUUUGAUAUCAACUUGCGAUAG
Mytilus californianus (California mussel) is the source of this 861-nucleotide messenger RNA. Its product is annotated as long-chain fatty acid transport protein 1-like. The record is from RefSeq and is a predicted model, not a curated record. Lineage: Eukaryota; Metazoa; Mollusca; Bivalvia; Mytilida; Mytilidae. The transcript has 6 exons. The coding region runs from base 1 to 861 and encodes 286 amino acids. Gene Ontology annotation, molecular function: long-chain fatty acid transmembrane transporter activity; long-chain fatty acid-CoA ligase activity.